CAACCUACCAUGUUUGUAAUUCUUCUCUUUUUAUUUGCUCCAGUGGUUUUUUCUAAUAAUCUUGAAAAAGUUGCUCCGAAAAACGCUAUUUGUGAUGCAAAAGAAUUCUUUAAAGUUUUUGGAUGUAUUCAGGGUCUUUCUGAACUUAUAUCAAGUGUCGAUAAUUACAAUCUAAAAUUGGUAGAGGAUCGCGAGAAUUUCACAUCUUCUUGUAACGUAGUUUUGGAAUGUUUUUCCACUGAUUGCCUAAAUGCUCAUAAUUUGAAACUAUUCCUCGAAGCAUUUUGUGGAUAUUCCACGUUUCUAGAAACUGGAUUUCAAAAGUGCAAAGAAAAGAUGGAUGCUCGAAGUGAAACUCAAUGUGAGAAAUCGUUCAAAGCAUUUUUUGAAAAUAACAUGACUACUGAAAUGAAAUGUGAUUUGAUGAACAAUUCUCUGGAAUGCAUAAAGUCAGAAGUUACUAAAGUUUGUGGAAAAGACGAUGCAACGAAUAUCAGUCAAUAUCUUGCCAAAAUGAAUCAAGGAUUAUCGUGCGACAAUGAUAAAAUGAAGAAGUCUGAUAACAUAACUAAAACUAUAUCUUAAUUGUUGAAAACUGUUUUUCACUAAUUAUUGAUUUUUGUUUUCGAAUUAAAAUUAAAUUUUUGUGU
Messenger RNA from Caenorhabditis elegans, 650 nucleotides. It is a transcript of the gene ZC513.14, whose product is annotated as T20D4.11-like domain-containing protein. The transcript has 4 exons. NCBI's taxonomy places the organism in Eukaryota, Metazoa, Nematoda, Chromadorea, Rhabditida, Rhabditidae. The coding region runs from base 10 to 585 and encodes 191 amino acids. The record is from RefSeq and is marked reviewed.